Molecule: messenger RNA, 921 nt
Organism: Priapulus caudatus
Lineage: Eukaryota; Metazoa; Priapulida; Priapulimorpha; Priapulimorphida; Priapulidae
Product: guanine nucleotide-binding protein G(i) subunit alpha-like
Exons: 8
Coding region: 73-921 (282 amino acids)
Biological process (GO): adenylate cyclase-modulating G protein-coupled receptor signaling pathway
Cellular component (GO): heterotrimeric G-protein complex
Molecular function (GO): guanyl nucleotide binding; G-protein beta/gamma-subunit complex binding; G protein-coupled receptor binding
Source: RefSeq, a predicted model, not a curated record
UACUGCAGGUUGCGAUAGAAGCCCUUUUACUGUUAUUUCCCUGUUAAUUCGUUGCUUCAACAUUUGUAAUUAAUGCAUAAGUUUACGCGCAAGAACAUGGGCUGUGUAAACAGCGUGGAGGCAAGGACAGCAGCAGAACGGUCCAGGCAGAUAGACAAAGACCUGAGAGCAGAAGCAGAGAGACAAGCUCGUGAGGUCAAGCUCUUACUGUUGGGUGCUGGAGAAUCGGGAAAGAGUACCAUCGUGAAACAAAUGAAAAUCAUUCACGAGGAUGGCUUUACGAAAGAAGACUGUUUGCUGUUUAAGCGUGUUGUCUACAGCAAUACCGUUCAGAGUAUAGUGGCGAUCGUCAGAGCGAUGGGUCAGCUAAAGAUCAACUUUGCUGAUUCGGACAGAGCGAUCAUCUCCAGCAGGGCCAGGGAGUACCAGCCUGAACGGACAUCUGCUCCAUACUACUUGAACUCGUUGGACAUCAUUGCAUCACCAGAAUACGUUCCAUCUGUUGAGGAUGUCUUACGAACCCGCGUGAAAACUACUGGAAUCGUUGAAACUCACUUCCAGUUCAAAGGCCUCUAUUUCAAGAUGUUCGAUGUCGGCGGCCAACGAUCGGAAAGGAAGAAGUGGAUCCACUGCUUCGAGGGGGUGACAGCAAUCAUCUUCUGUGUGGCAAUGAGUGGAUACGACCUGGUGCUAGCAGAGGACGAGGAGAUGAAUCGGAUGAUAGAAAGCAUGAAGCUGUUUGAUUCCAUCUGCAAUAACAAGUGGUUCACGGAGACCUCCAUCAUCCUGUUUCUCAACAAGAAAGAUCUGUUUGAGGAGAAGAUUAAGAACAGCCCUCUGACGAUAUGUUUCCCAGAGUACACAGGUAACACUGAAUCUGAUUUUCCCUCUGACGAUAUGUUUCCCAGAGUACACUGGUAA